ACAGCAUCUUUGGUAAAAAAGUUUAUUACCUCUGCGGUUUUCAAUCUCCGCCAUGGCUGCUCUAGAUUCUGAUGUUCCCAUGGUCCCCGUCGGAGAAUCUUCAAACAGCUCCGCCGCUUCCUCCUCCACUAAGAAGCCCAAGCGUUUUGAGAUCAAAAAGUGGAGCGCCGUUGCCCUCUGGGCUUGGGAUAUUGUUGUGGAUAAUUGUGCGAUUUGCAGGAAUCACAUCAUGGAUCUAUGUAUUGAAUGCCAAGCAAACCAAGCCAGCGCCACCAGUGAGGAAUGCACUGUUGCUUGGGGGGUCUGUAACCAUGCAUUUCACUUCCACUGUAUCAGCCGAUGGCUGAAGACUCGUCAAGUGUGUCCAUUGGAUAAUAGUGAGUGGGAAUUCCAAAAGUAUGGUCACUAAAUCAUUUGGACUGUUUUCAGUUGAAUCUGCUUGCCUUUCUGGCAUGGAGUGGGUGAAGAUUACAUAUUUCUUCAGCUUUCUGUUUACUUUACUGUAUUUGCUUUUCAUUUUUUGGAAAACACUUGGAUCUAUGAAUUAGGGAUUGGGAUUUGCCAUGCACUGUCUGCAAUAUGCUUAAAUUUUAUUGAGAAUU
Molecule: messenger RNA, 602 nt
Organism: Hibiscus syriacus
Lineage: Eukaryota; Viridiplantae; Streptophyta; Magnoliopsida; Malvales; Malvaceae
Product: RING-box protein 1a-like
Exons: 5
Coding region: 53-409 (118 amino acids)
Biological process (GO): protein ubiquitination; ubiquitin-dependent protein catabolic process
Cellular component (GO): cullin-RING ubiquitin ligase complex; nucleus
Molecular function (GO): ubiquitin protein ligase activity; cullin family protein binding; zinc ion binding
Source: RefSeq, a predicted model, not a curated record